Molecule: messenger RNA, 723 nt
Organism: Didymodactylos carnosus
Lineage: Eukaryota; Metazoa; Rotifera; Eurotatoria; Philodinida; Philodinidae
Source: the annotation of a GenBank genome assembly
AUGAAAGACUCCAUACAUAACUAUAUUCAGUCCUGCUCUCAAUGCUGUAAAUUCAAUGUUCGUCGACAAAAACCUCCUGACUUACUACAAUCCAUUGAACCGCCAGCUGAAGUUUUUCAAGUCCUAGGUCUCGAUUGGUGGGGACCAGCACCUGUUUCUACAAACGACAACAAAUACGUUUUAGUCAUCACAGAUCGUUUGUCAGGCUACGUCAUCGCGAAAGCAGCCCCAACCAACACAGCUCAAACCACUGCCCAGAUUCUGAUGGAAAAUGCCAUCCUUAUUCAUGGAGCCCCCGAUAAAAUCAUCACCGAUCAAGGACAACAUUUUAACAAUGAAUUGAUCCACGCCCUCAUUUCCCUUAUCGGUUCCAAACAUCUGUUCUCUACACCGUACCAUCCUCAAACGAAUGGACAAACUGAGCGAUUUAAUGCCACGUUUGCUACACAACUAUCCAAAUACUGUAAUGAGGACAAAGCUGAUUGGGAUGCUUACUUAUCAUCCGUCGUUUAUGCUUAUAAUCAUACUCAACAUCGAUCUACCGGAUUUCCUCCGUAUCAACUUGCCUUUGGUCGUCUACCGCGUAAUCCAUUCGACGCUCCCCGAUCCGAAUUUAAAUUCACACGUCCGAAUGAUCACUGGAUACACCUCCAACGAUUCAAAACAUAUGCUAACAAAAUGGCGCGUCGCAAUAUCCAACAGCAACAAAUUGCGACCAAAUAG